CCUGGUCCCUCCUGCGCGCCCGAGUGAUGGAGGGGAAGAGAUUCGCUUAGACACACACACGCGCACACAGCUGGGCACGUCUCCGGGAGGCAGCUGCCGGCUCCAGCGCGCUGGGGGCCGGGCGGCGGCCGUGACAGCGCAAGCCGCGGGGAGUCGGGCUCCCGCACAGCUUGGCACUAGAGGUUGGAGGACGCGAGAAGAGAAGAUCCCAACCACACUGACUGUUGCUCUUUUGGGCGCAUCCAGAAGGAACAAACAGCUCGAGGUUGUCACCGAAAACGCCCGAGGCUCUCACCCUUCGCUCGAGGGGUCCGGGGCUGCGCCGGUGCCCUCCGGGGAGAGGAGGAUGCGCACCUCCUCCCGCAGAACGUCUGCGGUCCCCGACACUGCGCGGACUCGGGCUCAGGCGGCAACCCGUGCAGUGCCCGCGCCGCGGGAGCGCGCCCUGCCGCACCUGGCUCCAGUCUCCCGGGGAAGUGCAGGAAACGCGCCCUAAACUCCACUACUUCUCGCCCGCCUCCUCCCCCUCCCGGCUCCCCGCCCCGGACCUUACGGCCGCCGCCGCCGCCUGUGUGUAGGAGCCCGCCCGCCUCUUACACGCGCGCACACACAGCUCUGCUUGCCUGCUCCCAUUCACGCCGACUCGCUUUCAGCUGAGCCCAAGCCAGAGCAUCCGAAACUCCUGGACCAAUUGCCUCCCGCUGGGACCGCAGAAACGGCCCCGUGGCCCGGCGUGACCGGCCGCCGGCCACCGCGCCCUGGGCUCCCGCCCGCGCCACCGCCGCCGCCGCCGCCGGGGACGAUGAGAUAAUCAGCUUAAGCAUUGGUGGCUGCUCUUCUCAACGGAAUUUCUAGUGUCCACCUCAGGAGUCUCUUUGGUCAAUCUUAACGCCCUUGGAAAGUGGAGAAUCCACUACAUUUAUUCUUCUUGAAAGUUUCCAUCGAAUGUUCAAAACUUUCUGGAUGAGCAUAAGGAUUUGAAGGUGCUAAUAUACAAGAAGCAAUCCAAAAGGACAGCCAGGAAGUGAGGAGAGGCCAUGGAAUAUCCACCAACCAGAUAAUCGCUGCUGGAAUAACGAGAAGUGUCUGAAUGUAGGCUGCAGCAGUCCUGAAGAUUGAUGGAGGGCCAUGCUAUUCAAACAGCAGGCGUGGCUGAGACAGAAGCUCCUGGUGCUGGGAAGCCUUGCUGUUGGGAGUCUCCUGUAUCUAGUUGCCAGAGUUGGGAGCUUGGAUAGGCUACAACCUAUUUGCCCCAUUGAAGGCCGAUUUGGUGGAGCCCGCAACCAAGCUGAAUUCCCACUCCGCGCCCUGCAGUUUAAGCGUGGCCUGCUGCAUGAGUUCCGGAAGGGCAACGCUUCCAAGGAGCAGGUUCGCCUCCAUGACCUGGUCCAACAGCUCCCCAAGGCCAUUAUCAUAGGGGUGAGGAAAGGGGGCACAAGGGCCCUGCUAGAGAUGCUGAACCUCCAUCCAGCAGUGGUCAAAGCCUCUCAAGAAAUCCACUUUUUUGACAAUGAUGAGAACUAUGCCAAGGGCAUUGAGUGGUAUAGGAAAAAGAUGCCUUUUUCCUACCCUCAGCAAAUCACAAUUGAAAAGAGCCCAGCAUACUUUAUCACUGAGGAGGUUCCGGAAAGGAUUUACAAAAUGAACUCAUCCAUCAAGUUGUUGAUUAUUGUCAGGGAGCCAACCACAAGAGCUAUUUCUGAUUACACUCAGGUGCUAGAAGGGAAGGAGAGGAAGAACAAAACAUAUUACAAGUUUGAGAAGCUGGCCAUAGACCCUAAUACUUGUGAAGUGAACACAAAAUACAAGGCAGUAAGAACAAGCAUCUACACCAAACAUCUGGAAAGGUGGUUGAAAUACUUUCCAAUUGAGCAAUUUCAUAUUGUGGAUGGAGACCGCCUCAUCACUGAACCUCUGCCAGAACUUCAGCUCGUGGAGAAAUUCCUAAAUCUUCCUCCAAGGAUAAGUCAAUACAAUUUGUAUUUCAAUGCUACCAGAGGGUUUUACUGCUUGCGAUUUAACAUUAUUAAUAAGUGCCUGGCGGGCAGCAAGGGGCGCAUUCAUCCAGAGGUGGACCCCUCUGUCAUUACCAAAUUGCGCAAAUUCUUUCACCCUUUUAAUCAAAAAUUUUACCAGAUCACUGGGAGGACUUUGAACUGGCCCUAAAUAAUACCAUACAACACUGUGUGUUGUGCCUGGGGACACACAAUGUCUCUCUAGAUUAAAAUAUGCACUUUUCUUAGACACAGCUAUCCACGUCAUUUUUCCAUGUAAACUUGUACAUAAUGCAGUGUGUGACCAAAUAUGAUAUCAGUUUUUUUUCUACUGAAAAUUUACAAAAAAAAAAAAUAAUAAUAAACAAAUAAAUUGCAGUCUGCAAAGUUGAAUCUUUUAAGCUAUUUACAAAAAAGAAGAGGUGAUGGUAGGGGAAAAAAGUGACUUCAGCUAUUCUCAAAGAGUUAAGUCUUUCUUUGAUUCAGAAUUUGUCACCCGCCAUUUUCAUAGAUGAAGCCAAAAGAUGAAUGUGUGAAAAUGUACCAAUGGCUGUGAAACUUCAGGAAGUAGAGGAUUCAGUUAUGAAUUUUUUUGUCCUAAGGAAAAGUUGGCUCUUUAUUCAGAUACUGAAUUGGUGCCAUGAAACAAAAAAAAAAAAAAGCUAUUUUCUUAUCAUUUAAAAUAAUGUCUUAUCUCAUAAAAUUGACAUUGUUCCAAAGUUCUUGUGGUGAUUUUGCACUAUUGUUUUCUCCUAUUAUGGGCCAUGGUGUCACUUGUAGCAUGUCAAUCACACAUUGGAAAGUCAAGUCCUUUUACUUCCAUGUUGUAUGUCAAGAAAGAGAAAUGUUAUGUAUAUAGUGUAUAAUGUUGUAAAUACUGAUUUCACACUAAGUAAUUCUAUUUUGUAAACUGGAAUAUGGCUAUUUAAUUUAUUGUGAAAAUUAAAUUUAUUGUGGUAUUUAAAAAUGGAAUGGAUUAAAAUUACUCUAUGUGCAAAUUUUUUAAAAUUCAUUUUGUUUUAUGUGCCCCUGCUGGCUUCCAGAAUGGAAGCUGUUUAUGUGUGUCUGAGGGCACUUGGAAAGGAUGCUUCUCCAUUGGAUUUCUAUACCCUUGUGAAAAUGUAUUUACUAACACAAUGAGGUUGAGUAUAUAUUUUUUAAAAUCUCAACAGUCUGAAAAUCAAGUAAUAAUAGCCACUUCAAAGAACCCUAAUACUGCUGUGCUACAACUUUGUAACAGUUAAUCUACUUGCAGUUGCUGCUGUGCCAGAGAGAGAGGAGGAAUAUGUUAACAGAUUUGAGGCACAGAAGAACCACAAUUUUACCUGAGCCUCAAAUCAAAGUCAAAACAGUAGAUAAAUUAAAUAAAAUAAGAUUAGAAAACUUGUGCGGCCUCUGUACUGAAAAGCUGCUGGUGCUUCAAAAUGAAUACGAGUUCUCAGAAUUCUCUUUGAGAUGAAAAUAGAUUAGUCUGCUCAGAAAUGAUCAAAUGGCCUAGUGUCGCUAUGACAAACAUAAACAUAUGGCUCCUAUUUCCACCCAGAGAAAUUAAUGCUAAAUUAGGUGUCUCCCUAACAUCAGAUGCACUAUAUCAUGCUUAGAUAUAAUUCGGAGAAAUGUGGAGAGAGGUGUAACAGUCACAACAAAGGGAUCGGUUUCUCACAAUCAUCGUUACUUAUCCUGUGGAAGACAUCUGGGAGAGCUUUGUUCAAAAUCACUGACAGUGCCUAGAGAAAUCAGCAAUUACAAUGGAUCCCCCUUUAUUGUAAGAAAUGUUGAUUUUUCUCUAUAAGUUGUUUAUCCUGUCCAGUGAU
Sciurus carolinensis (gray squirrel) is the source of this 3808-nucleotide messenger RNA. It is a transcript of the gene Hs3st5, whose product is annotated as heparan sulfate-glucosamine 3-sulfotransferase 5. The record is from RefSeq and is a predicted model, not a curated record. Gene Ontology annotation, molecular function: [heparan sulfate]-glucosamine 3-sulfotransferase activity. Lineage: Eukaryota; Metazoa; Chordata; Mammalia; Rodentia; Sciuridae.